AAGCCAAAACCUCAUUGUCUUAGCCGCCAGGCGAUCCUCGUCUAAGCCAAGAACCGGUCUUGUCACCAGCUUCUUCUAGAGAUCUUGUGUCACAAGUUUAACAAAAUGUGUCAAACGGAGCUUAGAGAGACUAGAAUAGAAAUUGCCAAAUAUUCUAUCAAGAGAGCUGCGCUAAGGAUUCAGCGUGAAAAGCGGCAAAGGGAUGAUCCAGAUGAAGAUACGAAUGCUGAGACUAAGCGGGCUUUAAAGCAUGUGAAAGACAUGGUUCUUGAUGUAAGUAAAUUUGGGGAUGAUCGUCCUCUUACUGGUUGCUCCUUGUCACGAGAUGGAAAAAUACUCGCCACAUGUUCUCUUAGUGGGGUUACUAAAUUGUGGGAGAUGCCUCAAGUUACAAACAAGAUUGAUGUCUUGAAAGAUCACAAAGAACAUGCAACUGAUGUAGUGUUCUCGCCUGUGGAUUAUGAUUGUCUAGCAACUGCUUCUACUGAUCGAACUGCGAAGUUGUGGAAUAUUGAUGGAACACUCUUACAAACUUUUAAAGGUCAUUUGGAUCGGCUUGCACGCAUUGCAUUCCAUCCAUCGGGGAAAUACCUAGGGACAACGAGUUUUGACAAAACAUGGAGAUUGUGGGAUAUAAAUACAGGAAUUGAGAUUCUUUCGCAACAAGGUCAUAGUCGUAGUGUCUACGGAAUUGCAUUUCAACAAGAUGGAGCAUUAGUAGCUUCUUCGGGUUUUGAUUCACUUGCACGAGUUUGGGAUCUUCGUACUGGUAGGAGUAUUCUUGUGUUCCAAGGACAUAUCAAACCGGUUCUCUCAGUGGAUUUUUCUGCUAAUGGUUAUCAUUUGGCAUCUGGUGGUGAAGAUAAUCAAUGCCGUAUUUGGGAUCUACGAAUGAGAAAGUCGUUGUACAUUAUACCAGCUCAUGUGAACCUUGUUUCUCAAGUAAAGUAUGAACCACAAGAAGGCUAUUUCUUGGCUACUGCCUCAUACGACAUGAAAGUUAAUAUAUGGUCAGGUAGAGAUUUCUCGCUUGUUAAAAGCUUAGUAGGACAUGAUUCCAAAGUCGCAUCUCUAGAUAUCGCUCCAGAUAGCUCAUGUAUCGCAAGUGUUUCGCAUGACCGCACCAUCAAGCUUUGGACAAGCAGUGGGAAUGAUGAAGACAAAGGGAGAGAAACAAUGGACAUAGAGCUCUAGUUUCUUUUUUUAUAUUUGUGCGAGAAAAGUUAGUAUACGGUUAAGCUUAAAGUACUUCAGGUUUUUGUUUGUACUCUAUGUUAUUAUAUGAAGUUGAUUGUUGCUUAAAUAAUCAAAUUUGUUUUUC
Messenger RNA from Arabidopsis arenosa, 1321 nucleotides. The record is from the annotation of a GenBank genome assembly. Lineage: Eukaryota; Viridiplantae; Streptophyta; Magnoliopsida; Brassicales; Brassicaceae.